CGUCAAUCGGCCGACGAAGGUGUUGCAUCAUCAUAGAGCAUCCUGGCAAGCACAGAUGAUUCAUAACCCUUCGCCAUCACAACGCUUCCACAAAGCAUCUUGACAUAUACAUGCGCAUCCCCUCCAUCUCCAUACUGAAACGAUCCAUCAUGACACAAGCCCUCAGCGAUUCCUGGGUCCCCUUCACCCUCGUCGACACCACCCAAUACAACCACAACACCCGCAAGUACCGAUUCGCCUUUCCCGAUGGGGAAGACAAGGUGAUCGGAGGUGAGGUGGCGAUGGCGUUGGGUAUCAAGCCGGAAGAUGAGCAUGAUAUCAAGGAUGAGAAGGGGAAUCCUGUUAUGCGACCUUAUACACCCAUCUCUCCUCCCGAGACCAAGGGCCACGCAGACUUCCUGAUCAAAGAGUACGCCAACGGCAAAAUCUCACCUUACCUCGCCUCCCUCAAGCCCGGAGACACCGCUCUCUUCAAGGGCCCCUUCCAGAAAUUCGUCUACCAGCCCAACACGUUUGACCGUGGACUCUGUAUCUCUGGCGGUGCUGGUAUCACCCCGUUCAUUCAGCUCAUCAGGCAUUCGCUCAAGAAGACCGAGGACAAGACCAAAUGGACGCUUUUGUACGGUAAUGUGACAGAGGAGGACAUCUUGCUUCGCGAAGAAUUCGACGAGUUGCUCAAACAGCACCCCGACCGACUCGUGAUCCACCACGUCAUCGAAAAGCCCUCUUCCUCCUGGACCGGCGACAAAGGCUACAUCACCGCCGAGACCAUCCAAAAGGCGUUCCCCCGCCCCGAGGGUAGUCAGGAGACAGUGAGGGCGUUCGUGUGUGGGCCGCCGGGGCAGAUGAAGGCGAUUUGUGGGAUGAAGAAUGGGAUGAAGCAGGGGACGUUGGAAGGGGCGUUGAAGGAUAUUGGGUAUGAGCAGAGCGAGGUGUUCAAGUAUUGAGCAUGCAGAGUGAUAGAAGUAGGAUAUCAGAAGUAUACAGAUGCACC
Cryptococcus amylolentus CBS 6039 is the source of this 994-nucleotide messenger RNA. RefSeq lists its product as hypothetical. The transcript has 4 exons. Gene Ontology annotation, biological process: ergosterol biosynthetic process. Bases 111 to 947 code for a protein of 278 amino acids. Gene Ontology annotation, molecular function: cytochrome-b5 reductase activity, acting on NAD(P)H. Lineage: Eukaryota; Fungi; Basidiomycota; Tremellomycetes; Tremellales; Cryptococcaceae. The record is from RefSeq and is a predicted model, not a curated record.